Sciurus carolinensis (gray squirrel) is the source of this 1164-nucleotide messenger RNA. It is a transcript of the gene Cd164l2, whose product is annotated as CD164 molecule like 2. The transcript is spliced from 6 exons. Lineage: Eukaryota; Metazoa; Chordata; Mammalia; Rodentia; Sciuridae. The coding region runs from base 69 to 599 and encodes 176 amino acids. Gene Ontology annotation, cellular component: cytoplasmic vesicle. The record is from RefSeq and is a predicted model, not a curated record.
CGCGAGCGGAGUCCAGAAGGGACGCGCCACACCAGCUGUCCGCGGACUCCCAGUUCCCACCCUCGUCCAUGGCAGCGCCGGGACCCCGUGCCUUUCGGGCUGCGCUUUGCGGCGGCUGCUGCUGCCUCCUCCUGUGUGCCCAACUCGCUGUGGCUGGUAAAGGAGCUCAAGGCUUUGGGCGGGGAGCCCUGAUCCGCCUGAACAUCUGGCCUACUGUCCAAGGGGGCUGCAAACAACUGGAGCUCUGUGAGCAUUGUGUGGAGGGGGACAGAGCACACAACCUCUCAGGCUGUGUGUGGCAGCAAUGUCGACCACAGGAACCAGGACACUGUGUGGCCCAAGCUGAGGUGGUCAAGGAGGGUUGCUCUGUCUACAACCAUUCAGAAUCCUGUCCAGCUGCCCACCACCAUCCCACCUAUGAACCGAAGACAAUCACAACAGGGAGCCCCCUCCCUGAAGCCCACAGCCCUGGCUUUGAUGGUGCCAGCUUCAUCGGGGGUGUUGUGCUAGUGCUGAGCCUGCAGGCGGUGGCCUUCUUCCUGCUGCGCUUCCUCAAGGCCAAGGAGAGCACUUACCAGACACUGGAGGAGAACCAGUAGGUGAUGGCCCAGGCAAGUCUUCAGCCAGUCUGGAGCCGUGGGCAGGAUCCAGGCUGUGUGAAAGUGUGGUGUCCUCUGAGAAGGGAGCCGAGCAAGGCCCCGGGUUCUGUGUGCCGUGGGGCGGGCGCUGCAGCCUGCGUUAGAGUGUUUGUCUUCCUGCUGCACCUGCUCUCUGGGGGGUGAGAUGCUUUGCCCAACUGAGGCAGGGUCACCUCCCCUAAGUGUCCUCUCUGUGUGACCUCAGAAUCUGACCCCCUUGGGCCUGCUCUCCACACUGAGGGGAAGGAGGACUCAGAGGCUAACCCUCUUGGCCACUUUGUGAGCACUGGGGGUGGGAACAGCUUUGGCCAUCAGUUUCUGGCCCCUGUGGACACUGAGCAGGCUCAGCAACCAAUGCCUGACAUCCCCUCCUGUCCUGGGCCUGCCACCUACAGCUGAGAACAUCCCUCAACCACCUCGUGUCUCAUCUGUGGACCCUGCUGGGUCCCUCAGCCUGGUACCUGGGGUCUGUGCCGCCUCUUCCCACCAACCUAGCCUGGGCUCUGUCCCCCAAAUAAAGGAACUG